AUGAGCGACAACUCCAACCCCGCCCCUCCCUCCGCUCCCGCCCCGCCGCCGACCUACACAAACCCUAUUUCCAACCUCCGGCAACCAAACCGCGUCAUCACGGGCCACAACUCCUCAGGACAAUCCGUGAUUCACUCCUCCACCCCCUUCACCUGGUCCCCCUACGCCGACAGCAACCUCGCCUUCUCAGUGCCCUACACCACCUCAUCCUUCCCGGCAGACCUCAACGCUGACGCCGACAUCGUCCACCACGAGCGCGUCAUUUCCUCGGGCACUCUGGGCCUCGUCAACCCGCGCGGCACCGUCCUCCGGUGCGUCGACUUUGCGCCCGGCUACGCGUGCGCCAUGCACCGGACGCAGAGCCUGGAUUAUGGCAUCGUUCUUGAGGGCGAGGUAGACAUGGUGCUGGAUAGUGGGGAGAGGGUCAGCUUGAAGCGCGGGGACGUGGCGGUGCAGAGGGGCACUCAGCAUCAGUGGAUUAAUCGGAGCCAGAUGGAGUGGGCUCGGAUGAUAUUUGUGCUGCAGGAUUGUAAGAAGUUGGUGAUCUGUGGACAAGAGUUGGGUGAGGAUUUGGGAGAGAGUAGUGGGUCUGACUUACCGGCUAGUGGUAAUUAGCAUGCGAAGGGAUGGGAGCUGAAGAGGGCGGGAGAUGGUGAUGGUAGGAUUG
Molecule: messenger RNA, 667 nt
Organism: Parathielavia appendiculata
Lineage: Eukaryota; Fungi; Ascomycota; Sordariomycetes; Sordariales; Chaetomiaceae
Exons: 1
Coding region: 1-615 (204 amino acids)
Source: RefSeq, a predicted model, not a curated record